Molecule: messenger RNA, 1104 nt
Organism: Postia placenta MAD-698-R-SB12
Lineage: Eukaryota; Fungi; Basidiomycota; Agaricomycetes; Polyporales; Adustoporiaceae
Exons: 8
Coding region: 4-1029 (341 amino acids)
Source: RefSeq, a predicted model, not a curated record
GUCAUGGACGCCGUGUCGCUGCUGUCUGCCGAUCUUGCUGCAAUAUGCAUCGAGAGCUUGUUCUACGGGAUCUUUCUGGUUCUGUCCAUUGCAUCACUCUACAUCCUGACGCGACGCGGGAGGGAAACAUCGGAUCCCCGGAUAGGUGGUACCACACUGUGGAGCAUGAUAACCCCAAUGUCGCUGGCAGCUGUGAGCUUAUUCAUGACGAACAUGGCGCACUGGAUUAUCAACGUAUAUCGCAUAUUCCAGGCAUUCGUCAUUCUUGAUGAUGAGACGAAACGCCUUGAGUUCAUUGGCGAUCUCCCGCAACCCUCUGAAGUUUGCAAGCUUUCUGUCCUCAUGGCAUCGCUGAUCAUUGGUGACAUGAUGCUGGUGUAUCGGCUAUGGGUUGUAUGGGCGUAUAACAAAGUUGUGACAUUUCCCCCACUGUGUAGCUUAUUGGGCUUGAUCGUGUGUGCAAUCGGAGCUCUCUAUGAGAUCUCACGGGCAUACGAAGGAGAGUCUCUCUUUGCGUCUGCGCCUGGCGAUUGGAUCACAGCGAACUGCGUGUUCACACUCUGUACAAACGUGUACAGUACUGGAUUCAUAGCCUGGAGGAUCUGGCGUGCCAACAAAGAGGCAAGACGUUUCGGCGGAGUCAAUCUGAUGGGUGUGUUGGGUAUUCUCGUCGAAAGCGCCGCUCUUUAUACCGCUUGGACCAUUCUGUUCUUCGUCACCUUCCUCCUUCAAUCCAACCUCGCGUUCUUCUUCAGCGACACAUACUCUGCUAUAGCCGGCAUCGCAUUCAUGCUUAUCAACGUUCGGGUGGGCAUGGGUUGGGCGCCGCGAGCAACCAUACGCUCUGCGCUCUCAUCUAGCAUCGGGCCCUUCUCCCCGGGAGCGAAUGGGCCAUAUAGCAUGGGACGUCUCACGGUCAACGUUACCAAGGUCAUACAUCGCGAUGAUGGCAUUGACCCACCUAUCAAGUUUGCUUCAAACAGUAAUCUCGAGCUUCCUGGACCGAGGGUACAGGGUUCAGCGGCAUAGGUGUCGGGAGUUUAUUGUUCACGUACCGUUCGUAGAUAGCAUGUCAGACUUGUCCUAAUACGUGAUAUGGAACGG